UCUCUUGCAGUGUGAUAAGUGAUCGGAUGAAGAGCAGCUUCUGUUUGCCAACAUUAAACUUCAGUGUGCUUUUACAGGUAGGUUAAAGCAUCAAGGACGGAAAAAACCGAAUCACCUCCUCCUCUGCCGCCUCCUCCUCAGCCAGGUUUAUCUUUCCUCUGGUGAAAAAGGGGCAGUCUGCGAAGAAAGGAGGUUUGACAGCGCCGAUAGAAGCGCUCAGAUCUCAUCUCUAUUAACUGUUUACCAGAGGUUGUUUGGAUAUUUGAGCAUAAAAAGCUGCAGCCAUGUCUCCUUUCCUGCGAAUUGGGUUCUCUAACUUUGAGAUGGAUCCCGGCCUGGCCUACCAUGAGGAGGUGCUGAACCCGUACUGUGCCGUUUACAUGAAGGAGGCUAUCGACACAGAAAAGGGCCAAGUGUACAAGCAGAAGAAGCCCACCAUGUAUCCGCCAUGGAGCACCACGUUUGAUGCCCACAUUCACCGCGGGCGCAUCAUGCACGUCAUGGUGAAGGACCACACAGCCGAGCUCAAGUCCGAGGCCACCGUGGCUCUGGACUCUCUCGCAACGCAGUGCAAGAAGGAGAACGGCAAGCUGGAAACCUGGCUGGAGUUGAAGCCACAGGGCCGCCUGCUGAUGGAGGCCAAAUAUUAUCUGGAGAAAACUGACGCUGCAGGUCAGAUUGAGGAAGAGUCGGGACAAAUGAGAGAGGGUCUGUUCGCCCUGCAUCAGCGGCGAGGGGCCAUCAAACAGGCCAAAGUUCACGUCGUCAAAUGCCACGAGUUUAGCGCCACAUUCUUCCCUCAACCCACCUUCUGCUCCGUCUGCAAAGAGUUUGUCUGGGGUCUAAACAAGCAGGGGUACCAGUGCAGACAAUGCAACGCAGCUAUUCACAAAAAAUGCAUAGACAAGGUUAUUGCCAAAUGCACGGGUUCAGCCAUCAACAGCAAAGAAACAAUGAUCCACAAGGAGCGCUUCAAGAUCGACAUGCCGCACAGGUUUAAAGUGUACAACUACAAAAGCCCAACUUUCUGCGAACACUGCGGUACUCUGCUCUGGGGGCUUGCCAAGCAGGGGCUCAAAUGUGAGGAAUGCUGCAUGAACGUCCAUCAUAAAUGCCAGAAGAAAGUAGCCAACCUGUGCGGGGUCAACCAGAAACUGAUGGCUGAAGCUCUGGCCAUGAUCGAGACUCAACAGCAGGCCAGAAGCUCCAGGGACACGGAAAAUGAAAUCAUCGGCAGAGAGGGUCCAGUAGGUGUCGGCCAGCCGGGGGUUGUCCGAGCACCGUCUGGGUUAGUAACGGCCACAGCUACAACAGCAAACAGAGGUACGUUAGUUUCAAAACCUCCGCCCCGUCAUCUCUUCCUGAUUGUUUUUUUUUAUUUAACGCAUUCAUUCCCAAUUCCUGCCUCCUCACCUGAAGAGUUGCAGGGUGUUUCAUGGGAAGGACCGCCAGACGGGAGCAUCACUGAGGCACUGCAAGAAGAGCCUUUGUACGCCUUCCCAAAGAAGGACCAACCCAGAUUCACCGUCAAUGACUUCAUCCUCCACAAGAUGCUCGGGAAGGGCAGCUUCGGCAAGGUGUUUCUAGCCGAGCUGAAGAGAAGUGGGCAGUUCUACGCAGUGAAGGCUCUGAAGAAGGACGUGGUGCUGAUGGACGAUGACGUGGAGUGCACUAUGGUGGAGAGGAGGGUCCUCUGUUUAGCCUGGGAAAACCCUUUCCUCACGCACCUUUACUGCACCUUCCAGACCAAGGAAAACCUGUUCUUUGUCAUGGAGUAUCUGAAUGGAGGGGAUCUCAUGUUCCACAUCCAGAGCUGCCACAAGUUUGAUUUGCACAGAGCCACUUUCUAUGGAGCAGAAAUCAUCUGUGGGCUCCAGUUCCUUCACUCCAGAGGAAUAAUUUACAGGGAUCUGAAGCUGGAUAAUGUGCUGCUUGACUCUGAAGGUCAUAUUAAGAUUGCAGACUUUGGCAUGUGCAAGGAGAACAUGCAGAACGACACACUGACCUCCACCUUCUGUGGGACCCCUGACUACAUCGCUCCUGAGAUCCUGCUGGGUCAGAAGUACAACAGCUCAGCAGACUGGUGGUCCUUCGGGGUUCUGCUCUACGAGAUGCUGAUCGGACAGUCUCCGUUUCAUGGCCACGACGAAGAGGAGCUGUUUCAAUCUAUACGGACCGACAACCCCUUUUAUCCCCAAUGGCUCACCAAAGACGCCAAGGACCUUCUGAUCAAGCUGUUUGUGAGGGAGCCUGAGGAGCGCCUUGGACUGAAGGGAAACAUCCGACAGCACAAGUUCUUCAACAGCAUCGAUUGGACCAACCUGGAACAACGCAAGGUGGCGCCGCCCUUCAGGCCAACUUUAUCAUCACCCAGUGACUGCAGUAACUUUGACAAAGAGUUUAUCAACGAGAAGCCGCGACUGUCGUGUGCCGACCGGACGCUCAUCAACAGCGUUGAUCAGACGAUGUUCAAGAACUUCUCCUUCGUUAACCUGGGGAUGGCCCGCCUGGGAGCGCACUGAGUACUGGACAAACAACCAACUACCUUACAAACAAGCCGCUAAAUCACAGACAGCACUUACUGAAACUGAAAUUGACUGCAGAGACUUUAGACUUUGAAUGUCACAAAACUCAACUGUAUCUGUAAUUAUGAUGAUAACCACUAAACGGUGUGUUCUUAUUGUUAGGCACAACCAUGACAACCUUGACCGUAUAUUUCUCUUAAUUCUAAAGUUUCUUUAUUUACUUUUUUUAACUAAAAUAUCCACAAAAACCUUAUGGUAUUCUCAACUUCUGGUGUCAGACAAAGAGGCACAGAACAUAUACCAAGAACUCCGUUAUGCUCACACAUAAUUCAUCAAGUGGCAUAUAUCACCCUUAAAACGUCAUGAAGGUGCUAAAUAUAAAUGUGUUGUAAAAACCUACGGAGCUUCAUAUUAAUCUGUGAAGGUACAGAUCUUAAAAGAAAAGCUAAUUUGGUUAGAGAAAAUGUGUGUUAUUGUUUUGUUUCCCGUCUUAUUCGAUAGCCUGAUGAGUAUUUCACCUCCAUGUAUGGUACAGAUGUUAUAAAUAGUUUUGUAAAUAAAUGUUGCAUCAUUCUGUUGAUAUACUGUACUGUCAGUUGGAUGUAUAUCCGUUAGUGUAGCAGGAUGGAUUUAGUUAAACGUGUAUUUUCUUAUUGUACCUCAAGAGUUUUAUUGAUGCAGUAUUUUGGAUCAGGUACGUCAGCUGCAUACUUCAUGUUGUACUGCACUUGUAACUGUACUGUUUGUAUCGUUCUAUUCAUCGUGAAUCAUGUACAAUAAAAUGUGAGGUUUGUUUUGA
Molecule: messenger RNA, 3324 nt
Organism: Eleginops maclovinus (Patagonian blennie)
Lineage: Eukaryota; Metazoa; Chordata; Actinopteri; Perciformes; Eleginopidae
Gene: prkcq
Product: protein kinase C, theta
Exons: 17
Coding region: 285-2522 (745 amino acids)
Biological process (GO): intracellular signal transduction; peptidyl-serine phosphorylation
Molecular function (GO): diacylglycerol-dependent serine/threonine kinase activity; ATP binding
Source: RefSeq, a predicted model, not a curated record